GGUUGAAACUUUUGCCGCAUCCGUCGGCGAAACGAGGCUUUUCCCUCCUCUCCUCCCCUCUCCCCGCCCCACUGCCAUACUUCCCCUGCUUCCUCGGGGAAUGCGACGCCUCGAGCCCGGGCUAGGGUUCGCCGCCGACCGCCGUCACCCUCCUUCCCGCCGCAAGAAGCCCCCGCCGCAGCAGCGGCGAAAGCGACCGGCGGCGGCCGCAGCAACGGCGGUGGGGCCUCGCGGCGUGGCCGAUCCAGAUCCAGCGCCCUCGUCGCCGCUGCGCGUGCACGGCAUCGGCAGCCACGCCUCGUGUGGCACGGCACCGCGAGGUGAGGAGGAGGAGGUGGUGGUGGUGGAGGGGAGAGGCGACGGCGGGGAGUCGGUGGAGGAGAGGGGAGCGGCCAGUGACUCCUUCUCCCACUCUCUGAGAGAGUGCCAGAAGCAGCGGCAGCUCAGGUCAGAGGGUGCUGCAUUACUGCGGUCACCGGCCACGCAUGAGCUCAACGGCGGCGGGGUUGGGAGCAUCGAUCUGCUGGUGCUGUCACCGAGGUGUUUGGUUGGGGGUAAUGCUGGAGGAAUGAGCAAGAGCUCGACGGCAUCAUCACGGAGCAGAUCAGGCACAUUUCCUAGUCCCGGGACCCCAAACUACCACCGUCAUUGCGCUAGCACUAUGCAGUAUCCUAAGGGAUGGAGCUCGGAGCGGGUGCCGCUGGGAGCCGGCACCAAUAGGAGGUAUGGGGGCAGUGGGCUUGUGCUUCCUUUCAACAAUGGGAGAAAGCUGCCAUCAAAAUGGGAGGAUGCGGAGAAGUGGAUCCUGAGUCCAGUUUCCUGCGAUGGGAUUGGAAGGAUGUCAGCCCCGGCGCCUCACCAUAGACGGCCCAAGUCAAAGAGUGGUCCGCUUGGCCACCCAGCUGGAAUACCGGGUGCUUAUGCGACUGCUUCACCAUUUGUGCCCUGCUUUGAUGGUGUUCUGGCAGCGGCUAAUUUUGCAGCGCAUUCUCCUUUUUCUGCUGGGGUUCUAAUGCCAGAACAUGUGCGUAAUGGUGACUUCAGCAGUGGAAGAGGUAGAAGUGGAGAUGAUGGCAGCAGCAGAUCAUACUCAGCAGAGAAGGACCCGUAUAUAUUGAGAUCAGCCAGUAUACAUGCGUGGACAGAGACACUUAUGGAAGCAUCUGCCUUUGCUAAUAUCUCAGAAGAAACUGCACAAGAUGAUAGAUUGCAAGGCCUGCAAGGAGAAACUUCGGUUAUUUCCAGUCCAAUAAUAAAGAAAGAUGUUGCCACACAAAUGAGCCCUGAUGACAGUAUAUCGUCUUCUCCGAAAGCAAGACAUUCAUGUUCCAGUUUACCAUCUGGACAUCCAAUUAAAGAGCCCAAUAGUCAUUUACCUAAACCUGAAGUACGAGAUGUGCAGGUAGAUGAUCAAGUAACUGUGACCCGGUGGUCCAAGCGGCAUGUAACACGAGGCUCUGAUAGGCGGUCAACAAAUAUUGUUGAGUGGAGGAAGAAGACAAUUGAGACUCGGGCUCCAUCUUUUGAUGAAAAAGAAAGAGAGAGCUGCAUAUCAAAGUGCAAGAGGGAGGAAGCAAAGAUCACUGCUUGGGAAAAUUUGCAGAAAGCAAAAGCAGAGGCAGCAAUUCGAAAGUUAGAGAUGAAGCUUGAAAAAAAAAGGUCAUCGUCGAUGGACAGAAUCUUGGGGAAACUACGCAGUGCUCAAAAGAAGGCGCAAGACAUGCGUAGUGCUGUUUCUGUGAGUGAAGAUCAAUGUGGAGUGAGAGCAACCAAGAAAGCGUCUUACUUGAGGAGAACGGGCAAAUCUUUCAGUUGCUGUUUCACCUAUCAUGCUUGCUAAUUGUGGCAUAGUUGGUUGCCAUGGGUGCAGCAAUGGAUGUGCCAAUGUGCAAACUUUUUGGACGUUGCAGCUCAUGUCAACCAACAAAUCGGAAUUAAUCAGGAAGUCAAAAUUUUCCUUGCUGCGGCAUCUGUAGGUGACGGGAUUAAUUAAAGAGAGUUUGCAUGGUCUGAUCGAUGAAAUACCUUUGGUACCAGUGGAGUAGUAGAAACCGGUCAUCGAGCAAAGUCGAUUAUCUGUGCUUAUUGUAGUGGAUUAUUGCUCCCGUUAUUUUGUGCCUACAAUCUCUGUACGCCCAAUAGUCUCCCUCGAGAGCUUUAUUCUAGUUAUCACCAGAUUGGCCUGGUUCUCGCGUUCCGAUUGAUAUGUAUAUCUUUCCAUGGGAUUCUGUAUGCAGUGCGAAGCCUUGGGGACCUUGUAGUCUUGUACUGAUACUGUAUUGAAAGAGGUUAUCCACGGCUGCAGCUUUUGGCCUCUUCUCCAGUUUUGCUCACUGAGCCUCGUCUGGGAUCCUUACCGAGCACUGAUGUAGAGCUGGAGUUUAGUCCGACUCGCCAACAUUUGAGUGCCACUGAGAAAUAAGUGCUCUAGCGCUAGCAAUAUGCGAGU
This is a messenger RNA of Oryza brachyantha (malo sina), 2449 nucleotides long. RefSeq lists its product as uncharacterized. The coding region runs from base 101 to 1840 and encodes 579 amino acids. The transcript is spliced from 8 exons. The record is from RefSeq and is a predicted model, not a curated record. NCBI's taxonomy places the organism in Eukaryota, Viridiplantae, Streptophyta, Magnoliopsida, Poales, Poaceae.